UCCAUCCAUCCUUAAUUCCAAAGGAUUCUCAUCCUCUCUUGUUUGUUCUCUACGUUCGAACAGUCAAAAUACAUAUAUACUCACGUCGGCAUAAUGCUAAACCUUACAUCGCCGAUACUGUCCGACGGUCUCACCACACGGUCCAUUUCAUGUCCCAACUAUUCGUUACGAGGGUUUGUCAAUCCGAGUUCUAAGCCUAGACCCUUGACCGCUAAACCCCACCAAGAAAUCAAAACACCCCAUUUGUCCGCCGUUGCCGCCAACGCGACCGAGCCCUUGUUGUUCAGUUCUCGUGCCCAUGAGCGCGACCAGAAGGACAGGCGCGACCAGAAGGACAAGCUUGUCGUCAUUAUGGGCGCGACUGGUUCGGGCAAGUCUCGCCUCUCCGUCGAUCUCGCGAACAUUUUCUCGGGCGAGAUCGUAAACUCCGACAAGCUUCAGUUCUACAACGGUUUAGAGAUCACGACCAAUCAGAUGACUGUCCAAGAACGGCAAGGCGUCCCCCAUCACCUCCUCGGGGAGGUUGAGCCCGAGGACGGUGAACUCACGGCUGCGGAAUUCCGUUCCGCGGCUGCUCGAGCCAUCUCGGGGAUCGUCUCACGCGGGAAUCUCCCGAUUCUCGCGGGAGGAUCCAACUCCUUCGUCCACGCUCUCUUGGCCGAGCGGUGGGACCCGGAAACCUACCCUUUUAACGGGAGAGGUUCGAUAUGCUCGGACUUGCGGUACGACUGCUGCUUCAUCUGGAUAGACGUCGCUCCGCCUUUGCUCUUCGAGUACCAUUCGAGACGGGUCGACAAGAUGCUUGAAAGGGGAAUGUUCGAGGAACUGGCCGAGCUCUAUGACCCGAAAAACGACCCGGGAGAGUCCUGGACCCGAAUCGGGCUGUGGAAGUCCAUUGGAGUGCCGGAAUUCGACCGUUACUUCCGGAAAUACCCUCCGCAGAAAACCCGAGAGGCGGCAAACAGAGACGAUUGGGAUGCAGCGAGGAAAAGCGCUUACGAUCGAGCGGUGAGAGAGGUAAAAGAGAAUACGUUUCUUCUGGCGAUGAAGCAGAUAGAGAAGAUUCAGAAGCUGAGAAGUGCAGGUUGGGACAUAAGGAGGGUCGAUGCGGCGGCCUGGUUCCGGUCGGCUCUGAGUUCACCGGACGGAGACGGCGGCAGCGGAGGAAGGAGGUGCAAAGAGAUUUGGGAGAGAGAGAUUCUGGAGCCAUGCGUGGAGAGAGUGAGAGACGAAGUGUUUUGUUUGGGUGAGAAACAAAUGACGGCCACAUAUUAUUAA
Tarenaya hassleriana is the source of this 1278-nucleotide messenger RNA. RefSeq names its product adenylate isopentenyltransferase 4-like. The record is from RefSeq and is a predicted model, not a curated record. The transcript has a single exon. Bases 94 to 1278 code for a protein of 394 amino acids. Gene Ontology annotation, molecular function: AMP dimethylallyltransferase activity; tRNA dimethylallyltransferase activity. Gene Ontology annotation, cellular component: mitochondrion. Lineage: Eukaryota; Viridiplantae; Streptophyta; Magnoliopsida; Brassicales; Cleomaceae. Gene Ontology annotation, biological process: cytokinin biosynthetic process; tRNA modification.